GCCCCUGAACUUUCAUAUUCUAACAUUUUACCCCCUCUAUUUCCUCACUCAUUAAUGAUAGAUUUGGUUGCUGAGAAACUCAUGGUAUGGGAAGAAUCUUUGGGGAAUAUUCCCUUUUUCAUGCCUUUGUUUCAAAGGAAGCCCCGGGAAAGGAAGAAAAAAAACAGGGUCGUGAGUUUCCAAAAAUCAAUGGGGUCUCAUCAAAAAGACCCCAUUCAGAAAGGCAAAUUGUGAGAAAAUAUUAUCGAGAGGGACCUACCGGACUUCGUCCCAUUUCUUCUAGUCGGCCAAUAGUAACAUCUUCGGCAUCGCCUCUAGCGUUUUCCUCGUUAGGUGCAACGGUUGAUGCAGAUGAUGGGGAAGUGGUAGAUGAUACUCAAGCAUCUCAACCGUCUCAACACGUUAGUAGAAAUGAGUCUGUCAGAGAAGGACAUCGUCUUAGAGACGAGAUAGCAAAUCAAAUGUGGGCAGAUUAUCAGUUGGCUCGGUCAAGGCAUCGGCGUUAAAUUUCUUUGUUUAAUCUUCACAUGUAUUUCUAUGUUUGACUUCACAAUGUACAUGUACUCUUUAUUUAAUUAUUAGCAUUUUUUAUUUUCUUCCCUUUGACUAGUUUAUGUUAAGAACACAACUAUCUUGUGUUGGACAUUAUUAUUUUUAGUUGUACUAUGUGUGUGUUUUUUCUUUUUUUUUUUAUGGAUGACUGGAAUGAUGGAACUUGGUAUAAAUUUGGUUGAUAUUGGUUGAAAUAUUGUUAUGAACUAGUUGAGGUGGCACGCUAGAUGUA
Molecule: messenger RNA, 784 nt
Organism: Nelumbo nucifera (sacred lotus)
Lineage: Eukaryota; Viridiplantae; Streptophyta; Magnoliopsida; Proteales; Nelumbonaceae
Source: RefSeq, a predicted model, not a curated record